Suillus subalutaceus is the source of this 886-nucleotide messenger RNA. RefSeq lists its product as uncharacterized. Lineage: Eukaryota; Fungi; Basidiomycota; Agaricomycetes; Boletales; Suillaceae. The transcript has 3 exons. The record is from RefSeq and is a predicted model, not a curated record. The coding region runs from base 121 to 798 and encodes 225 amino acids.
UUACCGCCGAAUCCAUACGCUCAUCCACGUUACCUCUGUCUGAUCGACUGUUAGUGUUGGCUGUUACCGUGACAGCCUCACACAGCAUACCAUUUUGUGGCGACAUCUCAUCUCACGAGUAUGCAAAAAUCGCACGUUGGUUCGCUGAGAGCAUUCCCGGAGCCUCCGGUCAAGUCGAAAAAUGGCUCGGUGGCAUGCCUUCAGUGCACGCUUUCACUUUUGUUGUUGUUCAUCGAAAGUGAGCUUUUGAAGGUGGCUUGGGCUGAUCUCAUGAUAAGCUAUCCUGCCGACAGCUUCGUGGCUGACGUAGACCUCGAGUGUCUGACCACACUAGAAGGAAGGAUGUUCGAGGAUUCCGAAGAAGCAGGACUUGCAGGCAACCGGCAGUGGGGUUUGGAUGCUGGUCAACAUCACAGGCAGUGGAACAUGUGUCUCAAUAUUCCUACUGAGUGGGUUCUGGAUAGAGAUUACAGCGAGAGCGAACUUGAACGCGGCCCUUUAUUCAGCGAUAACUCUGAUGCCACGUCUGCAGACGAGUUGUCCAACGUUGUAGUUCCUUCGCUGCCGGCUGAAGAAGAGAUUGCGCCCGUGAAACGUCAGCCUUCACUGCCAGCUGAAGAAUGCGCACCGUUAAGCGUCGACGUGCUUCAAAGAGGGUCCAGAGAGGGAGGAAAAGAAAAUAGUCAUCGGCUGAUGCGACUAGUAAUAUGUGUCCUUAGUGUAGAACACUGGCGCGUCAGUGGCCGCGUCAAGGCUUGUCAGUGCCGCGUCAGUUCCAAGGAAAUAGUCAUCAGCUGAGGACUAGCUAGUAGUAUAUGUGCCUAUGGUGAAUAAAAUCAACGAAGGAAUGAUCAUGAACCCAUACAACUUGAUGUGGAAGUCGAAU